GAGGAGUGAACAAAAGAAGAAGGAAUUAAACUGCGCAUGGAACCACCAAGGUCAGGCAGGGUGGUCGGUCGCCGAUGACGAGGAUUUGUUCAUGCGCUGUCUGAGCUGGGUCGAACAUGUACGGUGUCGAAUGUGGAUCCAUGGGUGGAACGGCAUCAGUGUCAGCAGGGCCGAGGGCCCAGAGUUCGAUGCCGAUGGAUUUGGCUGACAGCAGCUCCGGUUUCCGCUGGAAUAGUGGAGUGACGUUCGGAGAGAAAUGAUUAAGCAAUCAAUCUGGUCUGUCAAUGUGUUGUUCGAACGGGUGAAGCACGUUGCCUGCAUAUCGGCAUUGUGCUGUGUCAAGUGGAUUGGAGUCCUUCGAGAUUGAUUAGAUGAAUCUGGUAAGAGGGACAAGAUCGUAAGCUGUGAAUCAUCGCGAGGAGACCGGGGAGUGGAAACUGGUGACGGGUUGUGUCCUGGGUUCGGUCGGGUUAGUCGGGCUGGGCCGAUGGAUUGGAAGAAGCCUGGUUCCGGUAGUAAGUACGGGCUGCAGCUGAAGAUUGCAACCCCGGCAGCCAAGAAGCCUCUGCUCAAUAAGUCGCUGCCUUUUUCUUUGGACGACAGUAGCACGCAGAAUGAGUACAGUGUCGAGGAUGACAUUGCUCGUCAGGCCAAGAAAAAGCAAUUCGCUCGAGAGGUGGAGCUGCAACACAAAUUGGCUCUGGAGCAAGAUGCCAACGCAUUUGAUUAUGAUGGCAUUUACGAUGAAAUGAAGGGGAAACAAGCGCAACCUAUUCGGGAAGAUCGCGCAAAACGUGAGCCUAAGUACAUAGGUAAACUCCUGGAACAAGCCAAACUCCGCGCUGUGGAGCAUGACAUUGCCUUCGAACGCAAUCUUGCAAAAGAGCGAGCGAAGGAGGAUCACCUUUUUCCCGACAAGGAGAAGUUUGUCACAAAAGCCUACAAGCAGAAGCUUAUCGAACAAGGCAAGUGGUUGGAUGAAGACCGGCUGAAGGAGAUAAAAGAACAAGCAGAAGAGGUUACGAAGAAAGGAGACAUGGGCGAUUUUUAUCGCAACCUGCUGAGCAAGAACGUGGCGUACGGCGCCAAGGAGCCUGAGGCGAAAAAGGCUGUCUCACUUCCAGAAGGGAACAUGCAAAACGAGGGAGGUACAUCGGCGCAAACCGCUGAGCUAGCGACUCCAGCGCCAACAUCCGUAACGGAUAGGGUUAGUACCGCAGAAGAGCGCGAGAGAGUGCGAGGGCGAGACGAGCAGAGCUUGAGAAGCAACGACGAUGGCUCCGAGUCUGUGGUACAAGGGGGUGGCGCCCAGCUGAUGAAGCCGGCCGGAGGGGUUGAAGAAAUGGUGAGGAACGAUGUUGCGACUGCGCUUCCCGUCAGUGCACCACAUAAGGCCGCAGACGCGGCCGUACCAAAAGACGAGCAGGUCCCCAGUGCACCGGUGGUAGGUCGGAAGUCCAAGGAGGAGCAAGUUCUCGCAGCGAAAGAAAGAUACUUAGCGCGCAAAAAGCAACGAAAUAGCUAGUCUCUGUAAUUUUUGACACCGAGGACUUAGCUUUCAUCCCUGACUCAGAAAUAAAGGGUCAUAUUUGUACAAUCAAUAAUCUCAAGUUCAUCCCCACAAUGAUGUGAAUAUUGUUGCCC
Messenger RNA from Marchantia polymorpha subsp. ruderalis, 1644 nucleotides. NCBI's taxonomy places the organism in Eukaryota, Viridiplantae, Streptophyta, Marchantiopsida, Marchantiales, Marchantiaceae. The record is from the annotation of a GenBank genome assembly.